This is a messenger RNA of Trametes versicolor FP-101664 SS1, 1136 nucleotides long. RefSeq lists its product as uncharacterized. The record is from RefSeq and is a predicted model, not a curated record. Gene Ontology annotation, cellular component: dynactin complex. Lineage: Eukaryota; Fungi; Basidiomycota; Agaricomycetes; Polyporales; Polyporaceae. Bases 29 to 868 code for a protein of 279 amino acids. Gene Ontology annotation, biological process: cytoskeleton-dependent cytokinesis. The transcript is spliced from 5 exons.
CACCGUCGUCCUUGACGUCGUUGACAAUAUGACCGCCAUCGGCAGCGUCUUCCUUGGUGAUGUGCAGCGUCAUCGCUUGCUGUCGACAUCUACGCCCCCCUCAUCACCGCCUCCGCACCUCACGACCAACGGCGCACUCCACAGCUUCAGUGAUGUUGACCUCGACGACCUCGACGAAGGAAAGGCCCCGACAGCUGCCCCGCCCUCUAUCUCGCCAAUGCUGUCCCUGGAGCUCCGGCUGAGAUGGCUCGAGACACUGCUUUUCGGAGCCAAGCACGACGCGCCGGAGCAGGCCGCAAAGGCGGGCGCAAAGGUCGAGAAAUUGAAGGACGGCGAUACUCUAGCCAGGCGCGCGGAGAGCCUCCAGCGGCGGCUAGACAGUGUUGUCCAAAACAGCGAUGGGUUGAAACGUUUCGUAGACCGAUAUGAGCAGUACGCGCACCUGCUGACGCCCCAGUUCGCGCUCUCCGGGACGCUGUCGAUGAACCCGCCGACAUACGACAACAUGUCCCCCAGUGAGCUCGAGGCGUUCUUAGGCGAGAUGGAGUCGGACAUCCGCUCAGCCGAAAGGGAUUUGCGCGAGAUCAGUGCUCUGGAGGCUAAGGGCGUCACAGGGGCGGGAAAGCUUGGCGACUAUGAGGCGUUGCAGCCGCGACUAGAGGCGCUGCUCAAGGCACACGACGAGGAUUUGCAAACCGCUGCCGACCUGGAGAGGCGCAUUGCGCUGCUUAUGGACCGUUACGCCACGAACGUCGAUACGCUCUCGGAGCUGUUCGUCUCAUGGGAUCAAUCAGUCAGAGACACAGAAGAGGAGGUCCACAAGAUGGAGAAAGACCGAACCGAACAGCGAAAACUAGGCUAUGAGUAGAUCUAUGAUGCUCUCUGUGUGAUACCCCGCCCAGUCCCAUACCCCUUGUCGUCUUGCCAGCAGUGCUGACGCUCCGACGGAAUGAAGAACACUGAACAUUACGACCGCAGGAGCUGCGUGAGAAGCCGCACGAUGCACAUGUCAAAUGUCAAAAACCGAUGGACAGCAACGUGGGAGCCCUGGACGAUCGUGUAUUUGCCUGCGGCGAAGAUGCCAAUUGUCUAGGUGGGGUGCAGCUUCUGUCGAGACCAUGCACGCUGAGCGGACU